AGGAUCGAGGCGCGCCGAGGAAGUAGCUUGCGAAUCUCUGGCGAGACUCAUGAAAAUAUACUGCAAAAAGUGUUCUAAGUUUGGCUAGGCAGUCUACGCGGUCCUCUAACGGCUUCGCUCGUUCGAUGCGCUGAAAAGAUUCGUCACAGGAUAUACAGGAACUUCGACCUGCAGCAUCCGAUACCUUAGCGAUGAUGUCUUCACUCGUGGCCGACUACGGUUCUUCGGCCUCCGAGUCUGAAGGAAACGCUGAAAGUAGCGAAAGUUCUGACGAGAAUAGUGAUGAGGACCAGAGUAAGAAGCAGCCCGAGAAAAACGACCGGCCGAAGCUACCCGUGCCAUCGUUCCAGUCUACCAAACUGGGUUCAUCUUCGGUCUUCAGCAAUCCUUUCCGUGAAGAGGAGGACGCGCAGUCGUCGAUCCUGGAAAGGCACGUCAAAAUGACGACACCCGUGAGCCAGCAGACCACUGUCAAUGGGAAGCAGAUUUGCUGGAACUACAGAAAGGGACGAUGUCGCUUCGGCCACAACUGCAAGUAUGUCCACGAUAGCGAUGUCGUGGGCCUAUCGGGCUCCACGCAAGACCCAGAACCUGCCGAGCCAGAAGUUGUGGCUACAUCAGCCGCUGCACCCUGCAAGGUUGGAAAUGAAGGGACUUCUCAGAAGCACAAGAAAAAAAGACCAGGGUUGUCAGACAGUGUGGUUCCCUCAAAAAAAGCCAUGAAAUUUUACCACAAAACUCAAGGCAAAUCAUAGUCAGCUGCACGCUACCUUGUGCAAAAGAGAAAAGGUAUACCAAGAGAUGUGCUUAAAGUGUUAUGCAAGUUUGCCUUUGCAAAAAGAUUAUGCGAGAGGCGUGCUUUUGUAAAUACUGCUAUACACAUGUGCGUAUUCGCUCGUAGAGCUGCGAGUGCACAUUUUUUUUUACUGCACAGAUAAAUAUAAAUAGUGAGAAUUUUAGCUUAACAUCUUUUUUUUUUUGUCACACAUUUUGUAAAAUAAAUAUCAUUUUGCCACACCAGU
This is a messenger RNA of Rhipicephalus sanguineus (brown dog tick), 1022 nucleotides long. RefSeq lists its product as uncharacterized. The record is from RefSeq and is a predicted model, not a curated record. Lineage: Eukaryota; Metazoa; Arthropoda; Arachnida; Ixodida; Ixodidae. The transcript has 3 exons. Gene Ontology annotation, molecular function: metal ion binding. The coding region runs from base 192 to 755 and encodes 187 amino acids.